This is a messenger RNA of Drosophila bipectinata, 2214 nucleotides long. RefSeq names its product acyl-coenzyme A oxidase 1. Gene Ontology annotation, cellular component: peroxisome. Gene Ontology annotation, biological process: lipid homeostasis; fatty acid beta-oxidation using acyl-CoA oxidase. Lineage: Eukaryota; Metazoa; Arthropoda; Insecta; Diptera; Drosophilidae. Gene Ontology annotation, molecular function: acyl-CoA oxidase activity; fatty acid binding; FAD binding. The record is from RefSeq and is a predicted model, not a curated record.
AGUCGUCGUCAGUGCAGUCGGGCAUCUCGUUCCAAGCGGGCGGCUGGAAGAAGCUUUUCGCAAAACAGACAAGAAAAAGAGAGAGAUAAAGGAGAGGAAAAGGAGAGACAAGCUGCGAAGAGACAGGAGAGCUGCCAUGUCGGUGAACUCGGAUCUGCAGAGGGAGCGGGCGGCGGCCAUUUUGGAGAGCGAGGACUUUGCCCGGUGGUGGGCGGGCGGGCAGGCGCAGUUGCUGGAACGGCGAUCGCUGGAGGAGCACUUCUACACGGAUCCCCGCCUCCAGGAUGCAGUGCAUCCCAGCUGCCUGUCCUACAAGGAGCGCUACGAACAGACCGUGGCCAAGUCCACCCACUUCCUGGCCAAGCUGCGGGCCUGGCAGAAGGCCAAGCACCCCCAGAUGUCCCUCGACGUGAACACGCUGAAGGAUUUCCGCACCCUGCUGUCCGGCUCCCUGGGCACGGGCAUCUUCCAGCAGAGCUUCCCGCUGCGGCUGCACUUCUCCAUGUUCAUGACCACGCUGCUGGGACAGGGCACCGAGGAGCAGCAGGCCCAGUGGCUGAGCCGGGCCUGGCACAUGGACGGCGUGGUGGGCACCUACGCCCAAACGGAACUGGGCCACGGCACCUACAUCCGGGGCCUGGAGACCCGGGCCGACUACGACCCGGAGCGGCAGGAGUUCGUCCUGAACACGCCCACCCAGAGCGCCUACAAGUGGUGGCCGGGCGGAUUGGGGAACACCGCCAAUGUGGCCAUUGUCUUGGCCCAGCUGUACGUCCAGGGCCGGCACCACGGCCUCCAGUCGUUCCUGGUGAGGAUCCGGGACGAGAGGACCCACGAACCCCUGCCGGGCGUCGACGUGGGCGACAUUGGACCGCGACUGGGCGGCAAUGGCGUCAACAAUGGCUUCCUGGGGCUGAAGGAUGUCCGGAUUCCGAGGAACCAGAUGAUGAUGAAGAACGCCCAGGUCCUUCCGGACGGCACCUUCGUCCAGGGGCGUCCUCCACUGCUCCUGUACGGCACCAUGGUCUACGUGCGGGUGAUUACCCUGAGGGAUGCCCUGUUCUGCCUCCUCCAAGCGGCCACCAUCGCCACCAGGUACUCCAUUGUGCGCCGCCAGAGCCGCAUCGACGAGGACAAGCCGGAGGUGUGCGUCCUGGACCACAUCACCCAGCAGGUGAAGAUCCUGCCGCAGAUUGCCCGCGGCGUCUCCUACCGGCUGGUGGCCGACUGGCUGUGGGGCUUCUACGAGCAGGUGCUCCACCAGCUGGAGGCCAAUCCUCCGGCUGGAAACUCGCUGCCGGAGCUGCACGCCCUGAGCUGCUGCCUCAAGGCGGUGGCCACGGACGAGGCCAGUCGGGGCGUGGAUCUGCUGCGGAAGAGCUGCGGCGGCCAUGGAUUCCUCUCCUCCGCCAACUUUGAUAGCAUCUACGGCAUGGCCACGGCCGCCUACACGUACGAGGGCGAGUACACGGUGCUCCUGCUCCAGACGGCGCGGUUCCUGGUGCGCCAGUACGUGGACAGCCUGAAGCGCAAGGUCCUGCCCUCCAGCGUGUCCUACUUGCGCGACACCGCCCGCCUGGUCUGGGGCAAGGAUCUGCUGAGGAACUGCGUGCGCGCCCUGGAGUGUUCCGCCUUGGAGGAAGUGCGCCAGGCCUGGCAGUGCCAGAGCAUCCACCGCCGUUCCAAGGUGAGCGAGGCGAUGGCCACCAACCUGGCUGGCAGACAGAUGACCGCCGCCGCGGUGGCCCACGCCCACGCCUUCCUCGCCCGCCAGGCGCUGGCGGAGCUGAAGAAGGUGCAGGCCACCAUGGCAGUCACCUCCGUGCUCCAGCAGCUGGUGGAGCUCUUCGUCCUCGACACAUUCCUCGGCCAGGUGGGCUCUGUCCUUCGCUGGAACGGCAUCACCGGCACCCAGCUGCGCUUCGUGGAGCGUCGCUACGAGCAGCUCCUGGCUGCACUGCGUCCCAAUGCCCUCGCCAUUGUGGAUGGCUUCGAUUUCCACGAUCGGGUCUUGGGCUCCACCCUGGGCUGUCACGAUGGGCGGGUGUACGAGCGGCUCAUGGAGGAGGCCCGCCGGAAUCCCCUCAACCAGGAGCCCGUCAACGCCUCCUUCCGAAGCCACCUCCUGCCCAUGAUGCAGGGCAAGCUCUAAGCUGAAAAAUAUAUAAAAAUAUAUAUUUUUUUAUAUUUUUUUAAAUUUAAAACUUUUUUCUG